Molecule: messenger RNA, 2942 nt
Organism: Coregonus clupeaformis (lake whitefish)
Lineage: Eukaryota; Metazoa; Chordata; Actinopteri; Salmoniformes; Salmonidae
Product: transcription factor Sox-8-like
Exons: 3
Coding region: 190-1581 (463 amino acids)
Biological process (GO): morphogenesis of an epithelium; negative regulation of transcription by RNA polymerase II; neural crest cell development
Cellular component (GO): nucleus
Molecular function (GO): DNA-binding transcription factor activity, RNA polymerase II-specific; RNA polymerase II cis-regulatory region sequence-specific DNA binding
Source: RefSeq, a predicted model, not a curated record
GAUUUCAGAGUGUGGACAUCAUAACCAACAUGACAAAACUUACAACAGGGUCAUAGGUAAGAACUAACAUCACGAAGAGCGUUUGGGAUUUUACAUUUUCAUUUUUGGUCACUCAGGGCUCCGUGCGUAAAAUGCGCAUUUGGUGCAAUCAACAGGCAACUAGAUAGACCAAAGCCAUUUUGCCUGAACAUGACUGAGGAGACGAGUAAGUCAUUCAACGACCAUCCAUGUAGUCCAACGGGAACCGUCAGCUCGAUGUCGCAGGACGACUCGGAUUCAGACGUCCCGUCCUCUCCAACCAGCUCCGAUGGACAGGCGCCCAGCGACGGGAUAACCCCAAAACUGGACACCAGCGAGGAGGAUAAACGGUUUCCCGCGUGCAUCCGAGACGCGGUGUCUCAGGUACUGAACGGAUACGACUGGUCGCUCGUACCGAUGCCUACACGAGGAGAGCGGUCUCUGAAAAACAAACCCCAUGUGAAGAGGCCGAUGAACGCGUUCAUGGUGUGGGCGCAGGCGGCGCGCAAGAAACUAGCUGACCAGUACCCGCAUCUCCACAACGCCGAACUCAGCAAGACCUUGGGGAAGCUCUGGCGCCUGCUCUCUGAAAGCGAGAAGAGGCCAUUUAUGGAGGAGGCAGAGAGACUGAGGGUGCAACACAAGAAAGAUUACCCUGACUACAAAUACCAACCUCGGAGAAGGAAGAGCACCAAGCCAGGUCAGAGUGACUCCGACUCCGGGGCUGAGCUGGCCCACCUCCACCCGGGCCAGAUGUACAAGGCUGAACCUGGUCUGGUAAGACUGACCUCCCUGGGGGAUGGGCAUCAUCCAGAGCGGACAGGUCAUCCACAUGGUCCCCCCACACCCCCCACCACCCCCAAGACAGAGCUGUAUCUGGGGGUGAAACAUGAUGGCCGGCGCCCCCUGGACAGCGGACGGCAGAACAUCGACUUCAGCAACGUGGACAUCUCUGAGCUUAGCACCGAUGUCAUCAGCAACAUGGAGGCCUUUGACGUCCACGAGUUCGACCAGUACCUGCCAGUCAAUGGGCACAGCUCCACUCCUGCGCCUCCGGACCACGGGCACGGGGGGCACGGAUCCAACCCCCCCUCUGGCUCCCUCAGCUCCUCCUUCGGCCACUCCCACAGCAAUGCCUUGGAGGCGGCGCUCCCCUCUUCCUCCUCGCCUUCUAGUAACAGCGAUGGCGUUCACCACAGAACGCAGAUCAAAACGGAGCAGUUGAGUCCCAGCCACUACAGCAGCCAGCACUCCCACAGCUCCUCGCCACCCCACCCUGACUACACCCCCAUCAGCUCUGGAAGCUGCCCCUCCUCUGCAGCCUCCUCAUCUUCAUCCUCCUCCUCCCUGCCCAGCCCCCAGUGUGACUAUGCAGACCUCCAGAGCCCCAGCUACUACAGUGCCUACUCCAGCUACCCCGCAGGUCUCUAUCAGUACCCCUACUUCCACUCCUCUCGCCGCCCCUACAGCAACCCGCUCAUCAACAGCGUGGCCAUCCCUCCGCUCCACAGCCCCACCACAAACUGGGAGCAGCCAGUCUAUACCACACUCUCCAGGCCUUAGAUUCGGCACUGACUGCCUAUGGUGCCUGACAUGGCUUUCACAUAGUCUAUGGGCUUCUCCUGUUUGUGCUGUGUUAGUGAGGACAUGACACAAGGGUCAAGGUUGGACAUUAUCUAAGACCAAGUGCCUGCUGGUUUUGUCAGAAUGGACAGAGAGUCUCUACCCACAAUCAUGCAUGAACCUUCUGUGAGGAAAAUGUGGACCACACUUCUGUUUUGACCACAUCAUGAAUUAAUACACAUCUAUAUUUACUUUUACUUACUUAUGUUCAACCCUUUAUCUCAGAUUGAAUAAUUAUUAUAACGUUCAAAUAUUAUGUUUGUAUUUAUGUUUUAUAUUAACAUGUUUUAUUUUGAAUGAACAAUCCAGCUAACAAAUUCACCAACCUAAUAGUAAUUCCACUUCUUAGUUACUGUUCAUCACUCCAGUGCAGUUCCAUUCCUUGUCAGAAAAAGAGCCAUAGACUUUCACUCUAGGCAACAGGUGUUCAAUUCUGUUUCCUGCAAAUCGAGAUUACAAGAUUUCAGGGUUGAAGGAUUUUAGUAAAACGAUCUACCAUAUGCUGUGAUUGACUGGACAGCUGGACUGAGGACAGAAACGGCCAUACUCACCCUGUAGCAUGGACCGCUAAGCCCUGUGCAUCUGCUGCACUUGUCAACCUUUGAAGAAGACAUAUUCAUUCCAGCACAGCAGUUCUGUAUGGAUGAAGGCUGAAAUGGCUUGUCUUUCUGAAUAGGAAACUCCAAAAAACAUGGCGAGACUGCCCAAUGGGCAAUCCAGGUUUGAUUAUUUGACUUUUAUGCUUGAUAUGUUGACUGGAUUAUUUGUGUGCCGGCUCUAUGAUAACCAGCUAAUAUAUAACUGCUGCUUGUAAAUGUUUGAUAAACUUAGUGUGUGUGACCACACAUUUAUGCUGUUUUAUGUUUACCUUUACGAUUAAAUAACAGCAUUGCAGAGUGUUUUCACCAACAACGAAUUCGGCAGGAGAAGUUCCUCCGCCAUCCAUUUUCAACAAGGGCACGCAGAGAAAUGUGCCUGGGAUUGUGGGAAGGUGAGCGGCGAGAACCCUGCUAACGGAGUGGUAGAAAAAGUUAAGCUCUGCUCUACUUUAUGCAAAUUUCAAGCAGAGUGAAGCGUUGUCAAGAGGAAGCUUCGCCUCUGGUCAAAACUCACUGUACGAACUCAUGCAGAGCCGAUAAAUACGUUGGCCCACACACCUUUUUCUGGUGGUUCUGAAUAUUUUGGCAAAUGACAUAUAAACUUAACGUUUUUGAGUAGUUGGGCAGUUUCUUGAAGACAAGAUGGAUGCUUGCCAUGCAGUUACUGAGAGUGGGCAUACUACCAAGUGUGUGUGUGUGUGU